Lolium rigidum is the source of this 1053-nucleotide messenger RNA. Its product is annotated as peroxidase 2-like. Bases 1 to 1053 code for a protein of 350 amino acids. Gene Ontology annotation, biological process: hydrogen peroxide catabolic process; response to oxidative stress. The record is from RefSeq and is a predicted model, not a curated record. The transcript has 3 exons. Gene Ontology annotation, cellular component: plasmodesma; plant-type cell wall. Gene Ontology annotation, molecular function: heme binding; peroxidase activity. NCBI's taxonomy places the organism in Eukaryota, Viridiplantae, Streptophyta, Magnoliopsida, Poales, Poaceae.
AUGGCGAGUGGUAAGCUUGUCGCCUUGGCCCUGAUGGCGUUGCUCGGCUGUGUGGCAGGGUACGCAGGGUAUCCCAACCCAGGCACGCCUAGCAGCCCUCCACCGAGUCCAGCAGCUCCAGCCCCGCCAAGCCCGACACCUCCUCCUCGUGCGCCAGUGCUCAAGAUCGGCCACUACCGCAAGACGUGCUACAAAGCGGAACAGAUCGUGAGGGACGCCGUGAAGAAGGCUGUCUAUGCCAACCGCGGCAUCGGCGCCGGGCUCAUCCGCCUCUUCUUUCACGACUGCUUUGUCAGGGGUUGUGAUGCCUCGGUCCUCCUUGACCCAACCUCGGCCAACGCACAGCCAGAGAAGCUUGGAAUCCCCAAUUUCCCCAGCCUCCGCGGCUUCGAGGUCAUAGACGCGGCCAAGGCCGCACUCGAGAAGGCAUGUCCCGGCAUCGUCUCAUGCGCUGAUAUCGUUGCUUUCGCUGGUCGCGAUGCCAGCGUCAUCCUGAGCAACGGGAAGGUGAACUUCAACAUGCCGUCUGGCCGCUAUGACGGGCGCGUGUCCAUUGCCAAUGAGACCCUCUUCAACCUGCCCCCGCCUUUCGCCACCCUCCAGCUACUCAAGGAUAUGUUCGCCUCCAAGGGGCUUUCCACAGACGAGAUGGUCACCCUCUCGGGGGCGCAUACCGUUGGGAUCUCCCACUGCUCGUCCUUCUCAGACCGCCUCCCUGCAAACGCCUCGGACCCCUCGUCCAUGGACGCUAAGUUAGCCAAAUCGGUGCAGCGGCAAUGCAACAAGACCGGUGACCCCACGGUGGUGCAAGACGUCGUCUCCCCUAGCUUCCUCGACAAGCAGUACUACCAAAACGUGCUCAAGCGUAAAGUGCUCUUCAACUCGGACGCCGCACUCCAGUCGCCCGAGACAAUAAACGAGGUGAGGCUCAAUGCCAGGAUCUCUGGGCGAUGGGAGAAGAAGUUCAAGGCAGCUAUGGUGAAGAUGGGUAGCAUCGAGGUGAAGAGCAGUGCCACUGGGGAGAUCAGAAAGCAGUGCCGGUUCGUCAACUAG